This is a messenger RNA of Coregonus clupeaformis (lake whitefish), 2455 nucleotides long. RefSeq names its product PEAK family member 3 (gene peak3). Lineage: Eukaryota; Metazoa; Chordata; Actinopteri; Salmoniformes; Salmonidae. Gene Ontology annotation, biological process: protein phosphorylation. Bases 214 to 2133 code for a protein of 639 amino acids. The transcript has 4 exons. The record is from RefSeq and is a predicted model, not a curated record. Gene Ontology annotation, molecular function: protein kinase activity.
CAGACUGUAAAGAUCAGAACAGCAGAUAAUUACAUUCUCAUAAGAAAGAGAGAAGGAGAGAGAGAGAGAGAGAGACAGACAGUAAGAGAGAGAGCGAGUGAGGGAGAGGGAGAGAGAUUAUAAAUGUGAACCUGAGCAAUAAUAUUGGAGACCUAGAGUUCCAUUAGAGUUUGACAGACUGCUAUUCUGAGUGAGAGACACUGUAACCAGGCAAUGGAUUGUGCAGCAAUGGAUCUAACUCAUGGAGCAGAGAGACAGAGUGGACCCCCAGUGUUGCCUAUCAAACAGCGCAGAAGUCUCUACUCGCGAGGCUCUAGUGUGGGUUCCAGUGUGGACCUGGAGUUGGAUGGGAGUGUCUCUAGCCCAUUGGGACCCCAUCAGCACCAGGGCUCUACCUGCACAGAUGUGUUCUCUGCAGCCACUGAUUGCCAUGCACUAAAGUGUCCCAUACACCAGCGCUAUGACCCCUCUUACUGUCAUCAAGAGAGGUUUUUCUCAGAUAGCACCACCCCACCACCAGUGCCCAAGAAGAGGCUGGCUCGGACCCUGUCCCUACCAGGGGCCUAUCUGUGUCCCCUUUCCCCACUACCCUGCAGUCACCAAAACUAUGACAACCCUCUCUACAUGUUGGUCCCCAUCACAGGCACUCAGCCCCAUGUAGAGAGAAACGAAGAAAGACAAGUCCAGAAAAGCCCUCUCCACUUGCAGCCCCUAUCUCAACUGGACUUCGAUACACCUGACGAACAGCUUACCUACUUCUUCAGCAGUUUCUACAACCAGGGGGACAUUUCUCAAGGCAUUCAGCAUCGCCACCUACUAUUCCUGAGGAGUGUGGCACAGCGCAUGGAGGCUGGGGUUCUCCUGAUGAGAGAGUCCAGUGAAGGCAUUGGUGCAUUUCAGCCCCAAGAUUUUCUGCUGUGUGAAAACUACCAGUCCAAGCAGAUAGCAGGUUCACUGUACUACCGCCUGCAUAGCCCAAAGUUUCCAGGGAGGAUGCUCGCAGCUAAGGUAAACAUUGAACUUGGCCCCUUGUCUCAACCUACCUCAGUGCCGCCCAAUGUCAACAUCCAGCAGGUCAUUGCAUCUUUCCCAUCAUGCCCAGCACAAGAGAAAGAACUUGGAACCAAAAACACAAUCACUUCAGACUCCUCACAGUCUGAUCAAACAAUGACAGAAUCACCAGAUGGGAGCAGAAUUGAGGCAGAUAAAAGUCAAGCGGAGUCUGGGGAGAGCAGUGGGCCUACAGUUGUUUCACUAUUGCUCAAGGGAUAUGCAGUGACUAUUGAGAGAGACUUACCACAGGCUACUUUGGAAGACUUUGUACAAGAGGGAAGGUUCAUGCAGAGCUUUAAACCACUAGUGUAUGAGAGGCGACUGAGUAUUCUGCUGCUACAGUUAGCCUUUGGGUUACAACACCUGUGCAGUAAUGCAGCCACCUGUCCUGUGCUGAAGGCUCAAGGCAUCUUACUGGUAUGGCCGAUGGAGAGGGGGGGGGGGACAGAGGCAGACAAAGCAGAAGAAAGUGGAAGAAGUGAAGAAAUUGAGUUAUUGGAGAAUGAAAAGGAAAAGAUAAAGGGAGAGAUUCAGGAGCUAUGGAGAAAGUGUGGAACCCCUCGUGUGGCAUUGACCAAUCACCCCAGUCACAGUGACCCCAGUCUCUUUCAACCUGCUCAUGCUGCUCCAUCCAUACAGUCUCAGUUCGGAGCGUUGCUAAAGUACUGCCUGUACCUCCCUGACAAUGCUUCCUCUCAACAUACAAAGAGUUCAGAUGGCGUUAUCCAGAGCUCCCCAUAUCUACCAGGGCUUCUCCAGCUAGCCUCCUGGCUUCAGGAUGGGGGUAGUGGGCUACAGAUAGCAGACGUAGUGGGGGUCCUGCAGGCUCUGCUCUGGGGUCCACGUGCUGAGCUCUUCAGGGUAAAUCCCACUGUGCCUUCCACUCUGCACAACUGGCUGUCAGUCAAGCAGGCCCUCAUGUUGCUGAAGCUGGCAGAGAGAGGGCUGAUCCAGGACCUGCCCAGUCUGGACUGGGAGCACUGCCUGUGUCUACAGUACCUGUCCUUCACUGACUCUGAGACAGUGAUGAGGACCACGGCACUACUAGGCCUCCACAACACAGUGGACUGGAAGUUGUGAUUACUCGUGUCUGUUUCAUAUCUGUUCAUUGAAGUCCACUCCCCCCCCCGGUUGCACGUUUUGUUUUUUGCCCUAGCACCACACAGCUGAUAAAAAUAACUCAUCAAGCUUUGAUUAUUUGAAUCAGACGUGGUGCUAGGGCAAAAAACUAAACGUGCACCCAGGUGGGGCCCCAGGACAGAGUUCGGGAAACCCUGCUCUAAUCGAAUGUACAAUGUGGAAGAUUUUAAACUUUGUUGACAGAAUCUAUCUAGAACAGGGGUGUCAAACUCAUUUUAGCUCAGGGACCACAUGGAGGAAAAUCUAUUCCCAAGUGGGCCGG